UCACUACGCAUGUUCAGAUCAAUUAAAACUUCCAACCAACUCGACUCGUCUUCCUGGUUUCCCAGUUGUCUGAACACGAGAAGAAGAAAAAAGGUGUGAAAAGGUCCAGAAACGACCCUGACCAUGCGGUAACGCCAGACCAGGGAGGUGUAGUCUUGUCCGAGAGAAGAGCUGACGGGACUGGUGGAAAGUUUUGGCGAUCGAUACAAACAUUUACAAAAGAGGGAGGGAAAAAUCCGAACAGAUUGUGUACAGGCUCAACCAUGGCAGGCCGUGUUGUGUACUCCAGUGCAGUAAUACUGCUGCUGUGUGUGGUACAGAUCAGUCUCACCUCCGACUCACACUACACGAACUACUGGGUGGUACGGGUGCCCGGCGGGGAGGCUGCUGCCCGGGACGUGGCCGCCAGGAACGGGUUCAAAUACCUCCAUAAGUUUGACCACCUUGCGGACCACUACACCCUACUGCACGAUCAGACUGAAGCUCGAUCCAAGAGGAGUGCGGAUAAUGUGAACACAAAGCUGGCGUCGGACCCCCAGGUGCACUGGCUGGCCCAGCAGGUGGCACACAAGCGGGUGAAACGGCAGCUGUUUGCAGACGAGGAUCCCUUUGCUUGGAAAGAGGAGACCUUUGUUGGAGACGAGUACCCUGAUAUCUCGCUGAGUGAGAGCAGGAGGGAAGAGAUGAUGGCAAAGAGAGGAGAAAUACCAGACGAGCAGAGUUCUGAGGUGGAACAGGAAAAGAAAAGCUCUGAUGGAGACAAGGCGGAGGCACGGGCGGCCGUGGAUGACUUUGUGAACUCUGUCAUUGAGCAAGGUCACAGCGAGAAGGUGGACCACAUGGUCAAGUUUAACGACCCUGAGUACAGCAGGAUGUGGUAUUUGCAUAACGAUGGCCAAACUAAGGGACCAAAGGGCCUGGACAUUAACGUGAUUCCAGCCUGGGUGAAUGGUUACACAGGGAAGGGCAUUGUGGCAACUAUUGUUGACGACGGAUUUGACUACACCCAUCCUGAUCUGAAGAGAAACUAUGACCCAGAGGCCAGCUUUGACUACUCAGAUCCCAAGAACUUGAAUGGAAACCCCAUGCCUGUUCCUGAGUCUUCUGACCCCAUGAAUCAUGGUACAAAGUGUGCAGGAGAGGUUGCCAUGGAGGCAGACAAUGAUAACUGUGGAGUGGGCGUGGCCUAUGAUGCUAAGAUUGGAGGGAUUCGCCUGAUUACGGGCCCUACGAGCGACGCCCAGGAAGCGGCCGCCCUCAGUCACAAACGGGACCACAUCGACGUGUACUCCUGCUGCUGGGGACCUUCAGACAACGGCAGGACUGUGCAGGCACCCGGGGAACUGGUCAGCAGGAUCCUGGAGGACUCCACAACAUACGGCAGGAACAAGAGAGGUAACGUCUACAUCUGGGCCUCAGGAAAUGGUGGCACAAACGAUGAUGAUUGUGGGGCGGACGGGUACGUCUCCAGUAUCUACACCAUCGCUGUGGGAGCUAUCAGUGUGGAUGGCCUUUCCUCAUACUACGCUGAGUCCUGCUCCCCCACUAUGGCCGUAGUGCCGACUGGGGGGCAGCACAGAAUGGACGAUUUUAAUGGCGACUUGGCAAAAAUGGUCCUGCGCGGGGAAGUUUAUGAACGGAAUGUUAUCACCACUGACACGAACCACAAGUGCACUGACCACUUCCAGGGAACGUCCAGCGCAGCUCCAUUGGCCACAGGGAUUGUUGCGCUGACCCUUCAAGCCAACCCUGACCUGACAUGGCGGGAUGUUCAGCAUAUCGUGGUGAGGGGUGCCAAGGUGCCCAACCCUGAGGAGCCCGGCUGGAGUCUGAACGGUGCUGACCUGCAGGUCCACCACAAGUAUGGUUUUGGCAUGAUGGAUGCUAGUGCCAUGGUAAAGCUGGCCCAAGAAUGGACCAAUGUGGGACACCAGCACCGCUGUGUUGUCACCUAUGAUGGCCCAGAACGUGAUAUCCCUGCUGGAGGAGAGGUAGAGCUGGAGUUGGAGGCAGAUGGCUGUCACGACACCAGGGACCUGGUGGAGGUUCUGGAACACGUGCAGUCUGUCAUGACCAUCGACCACCAGCGCCGCGGAGACCUGUCCGUCAAACUCACCUCCCCGAGCGGGACCGAGUCCCAGCUGAUGUCCACGCGGUCGCAGGACGACAGCUCGGACGGGUUCCAGGAGUGGCCGUUCAUGACGGUGUACAACUGGGGCGAGGACCCCAGCGGGAAGUGGACGGUCGCGGUGAAGGACAACCCCGGGAGCAGGCGUAAGAGGAGCAAUGAACCUGUGGGAAAGGUGAGGGCGUGGUCACUGGUUCUGUGGGGAACGCGGGAUGAGGACAAGUUUGACCAGCGUGCGGCAGAGAUGGAGAAAGCUGCGCGCUGCGUGGACGCUGAAGACAAGGAGGACUGUGCUCUUAAGGCGCUCGUCAGCGAUUUCACCAAGGAUUUCACCGACGAAGUCAUGCCAAACGACAUCGUCCCCGCAGACGAGAUGGAAAGCCAGAAGGCAGAAGAAGGUGUGAGUAUCGAUGGCUUACUUAACACCUUCUACCACGCUGUCGACAAGAUACAGCGCGAGAAGGGAAACAAGAACGACAAGAUCCCUGUCACGGUGGAGCAGGCUCGGAAAUUCAUCAGCAACAUGGAGCGACAGGACCCCGCGUGGCUGAAACAUCAGAUCAACGAGUUAGAGGAUCUCAUCCAGACCAUGAAGAAGAUGGACAAAAGGGAGGAGGAAAAGUAAAAGUUGUUCUGUAUCACAGUAACAGUCAGUAACCUUUCAAACAUAGGGACAACAUUCCUGAAGACAAUCAUGUUGUGUACAUCAUGUACAAAAUUAUCUAUUCAUGUACAAUGGACCUGCAUUAUGUAACAUUUUUGCACAAAAUAUCUUGAUUAAAGAAAUCUUCAUGGAGUAUCAUUUACUUCCACUUUUCAACAUAUUUGAAUGUGCAAUUGUCUCACAAAUUUCUCCCACAUGAUGUGCACUCAUUUUGUGUGCCACCACAAAAUACCAAAAUAUAAACAAACAUGGCUGACAGCUGUGUUUCCAGAUUUUAAACACACUCAUAUUUUGGUACCUCCACUUCCUCAAUGGCACUUGCAAUGGAGUAGGGUUGAUUCAACUUACUUUGUAAGGAAAUGACCAGAAAAUUGACUUUUUGCAUCGCCCUAAUGUUACAUAAUGCAGCUUUAAGAGCAGUUUUUGAUGGCCUGGUAGGUCUUUCUUAGGCGGUAAGAAUUGUGGCAUGUGUGAUAGGGAUUGUCUUUACCAUACUGCUGGUUCACUCUACAUAUAAGAGAGACUUGGCUUCCAUGGUAUCAGAUGACUUGUGCAAUACCUGGUGGAUAUGUUAUGAAUUGCAGGCCACUACUGUUUAUUUAAUAGAAGCCUUUAUCAGCAUGCCACAAUCAAAAUAUCUUGGUUUGGUGUGAUAGAAUAUAAUGCUGGAAAAAUUUUGCCAAGUCAACAUGCAAAACACUAAAAUAAUCAAGUACUGCUCUUUUUGAAGAUAUCUAUUCCUUGGCCCACAAGUUUAUGGAGAAAGGUUAGUGACUGUUACAGCUUUCUUUGACACAGGACUUUUUGAAUCUGCUUGCUUUGGUCCUGGUGCAGUUUAUGUAUGGUAUCAUGAGAAAAAUUAGAUAAUCAGAUGUUUCAAUUAUGGUAAAGGUUUAAGAAGAGAAUUAUGUGGUGAAAUUGGCCUGAAAAUGUGCAAACAUGUAUGUCAGUCCAACUGUAGGGGUACAAAACUUUAGCUGAGGGGAUUGGACUAAUUUUCAAACACAAUUUUAGGUCUGAGGGUUGGAGGCUACUAAUAAUAUCAUUCCUUUAUCUGUGAAGACCACAGAUAUUAAAUGUAACAUUACAUAUCAUAAGGAUUAUGUUGACAUGUGCAGUACUUGUGGCAUCUUGAAUCAUGUUGAGAUUAGUCAGAUAUUCACACCUCAUUUUUUUGCACUAACUUUAAUUCAGAAGUAUAGAAAGGAAUACUGUUUUUAACUUUUGUACUUGCCAAUCACUGACAAUCCAAUAUGAAAUGCAACAAAGUGAGCGUGAUUUGUAUAUCUUGCAUAUCCUUUAUUAGGUAAUAUAUUUUCAUUGAUGAUUUUAUGAUCAUAUCUACUUAGAACAUUCCAAGUUUAUAUAUAAAGAGGUGUAUGUAUUCAAGAUGGCUAAGGAAGUUUUUAUAACUGGUUUGCAGUGUUGGUAUAUAGUCUGUGGUGAAUAGUGCAAUGGCAAGUAAUGUUACAGCAGAGAAGAGGCAUUCAAUCAUAGAAUUAUGGAUAUUAAAUGAUGUUAAGUAAUAUCUCUGCACUGGGAUGCGUGCUGCUUCUAAUAUGCAUUCCAUGAUGUUCAUUGACCAAAGAAUCUGUUUGUUUUCAAGUUUUGUCCAAAACAAGGAAGGCAGAAAAAUGUUGAGUCAGAUUUCACUUUCUGUUUCCAUCAUGGAGUGCCUUUGUUGCCCUGUAAAACAGCAAUCAUAGAUCUGGUUUUGGAAUGCACAGAAACAUUUUUGCAAUGUAGUAUUGUUGUAAUCAAUGGUGUCAUACUUUGUAAUGUGCUACAGACACAAGUUUGAACCCUUCUUUGUCACGACAUAGCAACUCUAAAUGUUACCUUAUGGUUUAAACAUAAUAUUAUCGUAGUGAAAAUUAUGCUCACAACAUGCAUCAAGUAAUAAUUACAAUGUAUGAUGCAGGAUGCUGGCACGUAGUAUAGAUACAAGUGCAAAAACAGAUCAAGGAAACAUAUCCACCUCACAAGUUUCAUUAUAAUUAUUGUACAAGAAGGCAAUCAGAAUGGUGUUUUAAAGUGACUCGUACUAGAUGAUGUUAUAACUUACAUCAUGGAUAUCAAAUUGAAAAUGUAAACGAGUUUGAGUUGUUUCUGUGGUAUCAAUCAUGUAACUUGAACUUUAAAUUAGUCUAUCAAUAAAAUGGUUUUUGCAUAUCUAAUA
Branchiostoma belcheri (Belcher's lancelet) is the source of this 4971-nucleotide messenger RNA. RefSeq names its product PC3-like endoprotease variant B. Lineage: Eukaryota; Metazoa; Chordata; Leptocardii; Amphioxiformes; Branchiostomatidae. Gene Ontology annotation, cellular component: trans-Golgi network; Golgi membrane. The record is from RefSeq and is a predicted model, not a curated record. The transcript is spliced from 17 exons. Gene Ontology annotation, biological process: peptide hormone processing. The coding region runs from base 264 to 2753 and encodes 829 amino acids. Gene Ontology annotation, molecular function: serine-type endopeptidase activity.